AUGCACAAGAUCGCGUCGUCGGGGAGAUCUUCCCUGUGGAAAGUGCAGACCGUGGGUGGCAAGGAAGUAGUAACAAGGGGUGGCAGUGUCGGGGGUCUGGGGGAACAUGGGCUUGAGUGGGGGGUGCCUCAGAAAGAACAAGACGGCGGGUGUUUCUCUCUUGGUGUGACCGGUGGCAGUAUCGAUCAGCAAUGCCGCACAGACUUUUGCGCGCCCGAAUAUGCUUGCGACAGCUUUAACCUAACCACUUCGGUGGAAAGCGGAUUUCUGUUCGAUACGGUGUCACGGAUACCAGGGAAGACGGGGCCGAGCUUUGUUUGAUUUCGGGUGGAUGAGGUUGGGGUUUUGUUCGUUUUUCUCCAUCUAAGGUUCGUGUCUAGAGUUCAGCUGUAGUGUUUCAACCAAAGUUUUGUUUGAGUUAGAGGCAAACAUUCCUAGCUAUUGGGCAUCGAGUUAAUUUGGCUUGGCAUGACGGCCUUUACGAUCGGCUUUUUAUGUAUGUCUGCGUUUAUCUGCAAUUGUCGGAGGGCAAACAAAAUAAUAA
Molecule: messenger RNA, 544 nt
Organism: Ectocarpus sp. CCAP 1310/34
Lineage: Eukaryota; Phaeophyceae; Ectocarpales; Ectocarpaceae
Source: the annotation of a GenBank genome assembly